UACAACACCGAGCCACAUGGUUCCAGUUGGGCGCCGAACCCCACCAGGACGGAUAGGAAACCCACAGCUGUGGGACGCUCCGCACGGAACCGCCUCCAGCGAGGGAGGCCGGGGGACUGCAGCACCGAGAUGAAGGGCUAGACCGCGGGAUCGCUGCUCAUGCGACGGCCGGGAGCGCCUGCGAGCUGGAUUUGGUGGAGGAUGCUGCGGCAGGUGCUUCGCAGAGGGCUCCAGUCGUUCUGCCACAGGCUGGGCUUGUGCGUGAGCCGGCACCCGGUCUUUUUCCUCACCGUGCCCGCAGUCCUGACCAUCACCUUCGGCCUCAGCGCGCUCAACCGCUUCCAGCCCGAGGGCGACCUGGAGCGCCUGGUCGCUCCCAGCCACAGCCUGGCCAAGAUCGAGCGCAGCCUGGCCAGCAGCCUUUUCCCCCUGGACCAGUCCAAAAGCCAGCUCUAUUCGGACUUACACACCCCUGGGAGGUAUGGCAGGGUGAUCCUCCUCUCCCCACCCGGGGACAAUAUUUUGCUCCAGACUGAGGGGAUCCUGCAGACCCACCGAGCCGUGCUGGAAAUGAAGGAUGGGAGGAACAGUUUUAUUGGACACCAACUGGGCGGGGUAGUGGAAGUGCCAAACAGCAAGGACCAGCGGGUCAAGUCAGCCAGAGCCAUUCAAAUCACCUACUACCUCCAGACCUAUGGCUCUGCCACCCAAGACCUCAUAGGGGAGAAGUGGGAGAAUGAGUUCUGUAAGCUUAUGAGGAAGCUCCAGGAGGAGCACCAGGACCUCCAGCUCUACUCACUGGCAUCCUUUAGCCUCUGGAGAGACUUUCACAAGACCAGCAUCCUGGCCAGGAGCAAGGUCCUAGUGAGCCUCGUGCUGAUCCUGACCACAGCCACCCUCUCCAGCUCCAUGAAGGACUGUUUGCGUGGCAAGCCCUUCCUGGGCCUCCUGGGGGUGCUCACCGUGUGCAUCUCCAUCGUCACAGCAGCUGGGAUCUUCUUCAUCACUGAUGGGAAGUACAAUUCCACCCUGCUGGGAAUCCCGUUCUUCGCCAUGGGUCACGGAACAAAAGGAGUCUUUGAGCUUCUGUCUGGAUGGCGGAGAACCAAAGAGAAUUUGCCCUUCAAAGACAGGGUAGCAGAUGCCUACUCAGAUGUAAUGGUGACCUACACCAUGACCAGCUCCCUGUACUUUAUUACCUUUGGCAUGGGUGCCAGCCCAUUCACCAACAUAGAGGCUGUGAAGAUCUUCUGUCAGAACAUGUGCGUCUCCAUCCUGUUGAACUACUUCUACAUUUUCUCCUUCUUUGGCUCCUGUCUGGUCUUUGCUGGCCAACUAGAGCAAAACCGCUACCACAGCAUCUUUUGCUGUAAGAUCCCAUCCGCAGAAUACCUGGACCGCAAGCCCGUGUGGUUCCAGACGGUGAUGAGCGACGGGCAUCAGCAGACGUCCCAUCACGAGACGAACCCCUACCAGCAUCACUUCAUUCAGCACUUCCUCCGCGAGCAUUACAACGAGUGGAUUACCAAUAUCUACGUGAAGCCAUUUGUUGUCAUCCUCUAUCUCAUCUACGCCUCCUUCUCCUUCAUGGGGUGCUUGCAGAUCAGUGACAGAGCCAACAUCAUCAAUCUCCUAGCCAGUGAUUCCCCAAGCGUUUCCUAUGCCAUGGUUCAGCAGAAAUAUUUCAGCAACUACAGCCCCGUGAUAGGAUUCUACAUCUAUGAGCCCCUGGAGUACUGGAACAGCAGCGUCCAGGAGGACCUGCGGAGACUCUGUAGUGGGUUCACUGCAGUGUCCUGGGUGGAGCAGUAUUACCAGUUCCUGAAAGUUAGCAACAUCAGUGCCAAUAACAAGAGUGACUUUAUCAGUGUCCUCCAGAGUUCCUUUUUAAAAAAGCCAGAGUUCCAGCAUUUUCGAAACGAUAUCAUCUUCUCCAAGGCAGGGGAUGAAAACAACAUCAUUGCUUCUCGCUUGUAUCUGGUGGCCAGGACCAGCAGAGACAAGCAGAAGGAAGUCAUAGAAGUGUUGGAAAAGCUGAGGCCCCUGUCCCUGUCGAAGAGCAUCCGAUUCAUCGUGUUCAACCCCUCCUUUGUGUUCAUGGACCAUUACGGCUUAUCUGUCACAGUGCCUGUUCUGAUUGCAGGCUUUGGUGUUCUCCUGGUGUUAAUCCUGACUUUUUUCCUGGUGAUCCAUCCUCUGGGAAACUUCUGGCUAAUUCUUAGCGUCACCUCAAUUGAGCUGGGCGUUCUGGGCUUAAUGACAUUAUGGAACGUCGACAUGGAUUGCAUUUCUAUCUUGUGCCUUAUCUACACUCUAAAUUUCGCCAUUGACCACUGUGCACCACUGCUUUACACAUUUGUAUUAGCAACUGAGCACACGCGAACACAAUGUAUCAAAACCUCCCUGCAAGAGCAUGGGACAGCCAUUUUGCAAAAUGUUACUUCUUUUCUUAUUGGGUUGGUCCCCCUCCUAUUUGUGCCUUCGAACCUGACCUUCACACUGUUCAAAUGCUUGCUGCUCACUGGGGGUUGCACACUUCUGCACUGUUUUGUUAUCUUACCUGUGUUCCUAACCUUUUUCCCCCCUUCCAAAAAGCACCACAAGAAAAAGAAACGUGCCAAACGAAAGGAGAGAGAGGAAAUUGAAUGCAUAGAAAUUCAAGAGAACCCUGAUCACGUCACCACCGUCUGAAGGGUAUAGACUAAUGGAUUAUUUUUCUUUUCCAGUAUUGCACAACGAUGCAGGGCAGGUAAAGUUCAGACCUCAGCUGCUUGGGCUGGCCAGGGGUAACAAGGCAAGUCAGAUCAAGAGUGAGUUAUUCAUGACACACCAAGGUGUCCACUUCUUGGGUGGAAGAGGGACUCAAAGAAGGGCAAAGU
This is a messenger RNA of Phacochoerus africanus (Common warthog), 2879 nucleotides long. RefSeq names its product patched domain containing 4 (gene PTCHD4). Bases 160 to 2691 code for a protein of 843 amino acids. The transcript has 4 exons. NCBI's taxonomy places the organism in Eukaryota, Metazoa, Chordata, Mammalia, Artiodactyla, Suidae. Gene Ontology annotation, cellular component: membrane. The record is from RefSeq and is a predicted model, not a curated record.